Andrographis paniculata is the source of this 1717-nucleotide messenger RNA. RefSeq names its product double-stranded RNA-binding protein 1-like. Lineage: Eukaryota; Viridiplantae; Streptophyta; Magnoliopsida; Lamiales; Acanthaceae. The transcript has 6 exons. The record is from RefSeq and is a predicted model, not a curated record. Bases 115 to 1509 code for a protein of 464 amino acids. Gene Ontology annotation, molecular function: double-stranded RNA binding.
AUUUCCAUCGUCUUCAGUCGCCUCUCUGGUGUUAGCGUGGAGUAGCAACGCUAACGCCCACGCCGUGCUUCCGAAACCUUUCUCCCCUUUCCCUCUCCUCUUUCUUCUCUCAAAAUGUUCAAAAGCAAACUUCAAGAGCUUUGCCAGAGAAAAAGUUGGGAUCUGCCGGAGUACAACACCACCAGAGAUGGACCCGCUCACAUGCCGCGUUUCGUCGCCACCGUCAACGUCUGCGGCCAAAUGUUCCGAACUCCAACCAUUUGCAGGUCCUCAAAAGAAGCCCAAAACACUGCGGCCAGAAUUGCUUUCGAGCAUUUAGCUGCCUCUUCGGCACCGCGCGACGCUCAGCCCCUCCCCCCUCCUGUGCUGCCUUUGGAUUCUCAGCAUCAACAGCAGGCCGUCUCACCUGCUGCCUCGCUCCCCGCAGCGAUUAUUCCUUUGCCUGAAAUCGUUCAGGUAUCUCAAGAUCCUCCUGUUCCGGAAUCUCCGGUUCCUUCGUCUCUUCCGCUCCCCUCUUUUGGAAUUAUGUCCCCAAAGAAUUGUGCUAAUUCAAAGCCUGGGGAGGAGGUAAAGCUGCAAAUAUGUGGAGAUACCAAGGACACACCAGCUGUUCAUGUAACGGAAAUUGGCACCCGUGACGUGGGUCUAAAAGAAACAUUGCCUAUGUAUAAGAAUCGGCUUCAACAAUUCGCGCAAAAGCAAAAUAUUGGUUUUCCUGUUUAUGCUUGCGAGACUGAAGGCCCUCCUCAUGCCCGCCGGUUUAAGUCAUCAGUCAUUCUUAAUGGGAAAUCUUAUGAAACCUUGGAAUUUUUCUCUACACUGAAGGAAGCUGAGCAAGCAGCAGCCAAAGUUGCUUGUGAAGCAUUGUCAGUGGAGGGAAAACAAGAGGAUUCAGGUUUAUACAAAAACCUUUUGCAAGAGUUUGUGCAAAAGAAGGGUCUUAUGUGCCCAUCAUACGAGACAACAAGCUCUGGCAUGUCUCACAUGCCAGUGUUUGUGUCUACUGUUGAGGUGGGGACGUAUACAUUUCAAGGAGCUCAAGCAAAAACAAAGAAGCAAGCAGAGAUGAACGCUGCUAAAGUUGCUUAUAGCGCUCUUACAAAGAGCUGCCCACUUGCAGAAUCAUCUAAAUCAUCCCUGUCAUCCUCUGGUGUUGCUGAAAACUUAUCACAUGCCAUCCAGCCUAUAAUUACACCUAAAAAGCACCUUGGAGAAGACAACGAAGCACAGAUUCAAGCCAAAAAGGCCAAAAGCUCACCCGAAAAUGUCAAUGUGAAUGCUUGUCUGCCAGGUUCAUCGACUCCUCCAACUUAUCAUUCCAGUUCGCCUUCCUCUGAAGCGGCGCAUACUGAACAGGCAGCUGCCGACCAGCCCCCAGAUGCGCAGAAGGUUGUGGUGAUGCCGCGCAAUUCAAACUUGCCUAGACCUGAGGGUGCUGUAGUGAUGCCAUACAGUGACGGUCGCUGGGUGGCUUAUAAGGUUGAGGUCACCAAAGAAACGUCUGCAUAAAUACAUUAUCCAACCUUCCAUCUGAUUGAUGGUCCUCUGAAACGGUAGCACUAACUGAAUAUUUAGAACAAUGUCUACAUUUGCUGACAAUUGUGUUGAAAAGGUACCUCAGUUUGUUUUGAACAAUGUUGUUGUCUCACAUAUGUGUGUUUGUAUGUGAUUUUACCAAUUAGGUUUUAUAUUAUGAUAAUCACAUGUUUUUGCAUCA